CCGGAUGACUGAUGUAAAUGCGGAAUGGUCGAUUGUUUGUCCUUCCAUCUGCUAUCCGAAAUUACCACUCGGGGGUUUUACAAAGAUGCUGCACCUGUUUAAUUAUUCAUGACUCUUAUAUUUGUUUUGGAUGGGAAUAAUCGGUGUAUUUUCAAUUAACGAUAUGAUUGUGGUGUGUAGCGGUUUUCCGAAGGAGAAGAGCAUCCUCACCGACUCCAGUCCGCGGGAUAAGGUGUGUUACGGACCUGAGCAUCUUUUCUAUUAACUGGACUGUAGUGCCCACUCCUGUUGCUUGAUCCUGUGUGUACAUAUGAUGUAAUUGAGUUCUAAGGCAUGCAUUGGACAUUUUUAUAAGAAUCGACGCUGCCAGUCCCUUGAGUCGUCUUGAUCAUCUCACCACGCCAUAAAAGCUCUUGGUAUGGCUGCGAAGUCCUUAGAGCCUGGGUCAGUUUCCAUUCCAAUGGAGGAAACCAAGCGUGCAGGAGGAGCUCCUCCAGAUGCUGCCUUGCUGACUCACUUAAAGAAAGUCGAGAACCAUAUCACAGAGGCACAGCGAUUUUCUCACCUACCUCGACGUUCAGCAGUGGACUUAGAGUUUACAGAGCUCUCCUACACCAUUCGCGAGGGCCCCUGCUGGAGGAGGAGAGGAUAUAAGGCACUUCUGAAGUGUCUGUCCGGAAAGUUCUGCAGUCGAGAGCUUAUCGGAAUCAUGGGACCCUCAGGGGCCGGCAAGUCCACUCUCAUGAACAUUCUUGCUGGCUACAGAGAGACAGGCAUGAAAGGUCAGAUCCUGGUAAACGGGCGACCCCGUGACCUCCGUACUUUCAGGAAAAUGUCAUGUUACAUCAUGCAAGAUGACAUGCUACUGCCAAACCUCACAACUCGAGAGGCCAUGAUGGUCUCAGCUAACCUCAAGCUUAAUGAAAAUAUGGAAGUGAAAAAAGAACUGGUAAAUGAAAUUCUCACCGCAUUAGGACUACAGGAGUGUGCCAACACUCGCACUGUCUCUCUGUCAGGUGGCCAGUGUAAGCGCUUGGCUAUCGCUCUAGAACUGGUCAACAACCCUCCUGUCAUGUUCUUUGAUGAACCCACCAGUGGUCUAGACAGUGCGUCCUGUUUCCAAGUCGUGUCCUUGAUGGGAUCUCUUGCUCAGGGAGGAAGAACCAUCAUCUGUACCAUCCACCAGCCCAGUGCAAAACUCUUUGAAAUGUUUGACAAGCUUUAUAUACUGAGUCAAGGUCAGUGCAUAUAUAAGGGGACUGUACCUAACCUUAUCCCCUACCUGAAGAACCUUGGACUCCACUGCCCCACGUACCACAAUCCUGCAGAUUUUAUAAUUGAGGUCGCUUCAGGAGAGUACGGUGAUCUAAACCAUGUGCUCUUUGAGGCUGUCCAGGGAGGACUGUGCUCAGAUGAAGGCAAGAAGAACUCGACUGACAACAAUGACCCCACAGCAUCCUGUCCCACCCAAUGUCAUAAUGAUUCAGGCCAUAUUGAGAAACACACCUUUGCCACCAGUUCACUCACACAGUUCUGCAUACUCUUCAAGAGAACCUUCAUCACUAUAUGCAGGGACAUGGUAUUAACUCACUUGAGGGUGAUGUCACACCUGUUUAUUGGUGUGCUGAUUGGUCUGCUGUACCUGAACAUUGGGAAUGAUGCCAGCAAAGUGUUCAACAACACUGGGUUCCUCUUCUUCUCCAUGCUGUUUCUCAUGUUUGCAGCACUCAUGCCCACCGUCCUGACAUUUCCACUAGAGAUGCCUGUGUUCCUAAGAGAACAUCUUAAUUACUGGUACAGCCUCAAGGCAUAUUACCUGGCUAAAACCAUGGCUGACAUUCCAUUCCAGAUCAUUUGUCCAAUAAUGUACUGCAGUAUAGUAUACUGGAUGACAGCGCAGCCUCCAGAGGCAGGCAGAUAUCUGCUGUUUAUGGCACUGUCCACCUCCACUGCCCUAGUGGCUCAGUCUCUGGGGCUUCUCAUUGGAGCUGCGUCCACCUCACUGCAGGUUGCCACAUUUGUAGGUCCAGUCUCUGCCAUCCCAGUUCUUCUGUUCUCUGGCUUCUUCGUCAACUUUGACACCAUUCCUAAAUACCUUCAGUGGAGCUCCUAUGUGUCAUAUGUCAGGUAUGGCUUUGAGGGGGUAAUCCUCUCCAUCUACGGCAUGAACCGCUCAGAGCUGGAGUGUCCCGGUGUGGUGUGUAAGUUCCAAAAGCCAGAAGAGGUCCUGCAGCUGCUGGAUGUGGAGGAUGCAAAGCUCUAUGUGGACUUCAUGGUGUUGGGGGUCUUCUUCUUAGUUCUGAGACUCGCUACUUACCUAGUUCUGCGCUAUAAGGUCAAGUCAGAGCGUUAGAGCUAGGGCUAUAUGUAAUUUUACAUACACACAUAGUCUGCACACUCACAAGUUUGUUUGUCCAUCAUGGUGGGGACAUUCCAUUGACUUCUGAAAACCCUAAAAACCCAGCCCUCGCAGAAUUUUUAUUAAAUAAUUUAAUUAAACCAUUAAACUAGUUUCCUCACAAUCUAGGUGAUAUCAAGUUUUACUGUCUCUGGUGUCCCUAACAAUUUAGGCAAAAUCAGACCCAUACACACACAUGCACACAGAUAUACUAAAUGCGCAUAUCGAUCCACUUGUGUGCGCCUCAGCACAUGCAAAGAACACAGAUUGUGACACAUAAAUGUUACAUAUUGAUUCCAGAGCCAUUAUUUAGCAGUGCAACAUUAUACUCUGUUUUUGUUACUUGACUUUUUAAUCCUCCAAUAAGUAUAUAAUAGUAAAUGAAGACUAUUAUUUUUGAAUGUAGUAUUCCGUUCAGUUAAGCAUUGUAAAUACAUUGUACACUGAUAUGACUUUGAACUUGGAAGCAUGAGUCUCUGUCGAUAGGACUGGAUGUAACAACAUAGACAAUUCCAUGAUAGCUCUCUAUAGCAUGUGAAUUGGACAUGAGCCAACAUGUGAAUAAGUCUUUUACUAUCGGAUUGAUGGAUAGUCAUAUUGUCUUAAUGUUAAUGACUUUCAUUUAGACCGAGCUGAAGAACCGUAUGUGUUUUGGAAGAGAGUGCACUGCAUGCUUGGGGGCACCUUAGAACAUGCAAGCAGUAGAAUCCAGAACUGUGCUGAGCUUGGUCAGCAUAUUGUGGACACUAUGAAAUGUCUAACCAGCGUAUCUUCAAUUCCAUUAUGUCUUUUCAGUUCACGAGUCUUCCCACCAAUACUCUGAGUUUCUGCAGGAGUUUAUAGAACAAUGUACUACCAUUCCUGCGAUGACCUGCUGAAAGAACACUUUAAAGAACACUUUUACAGCCUCCAGGCAAUUCUCAAGAUUCCACAUCAGCCUAAACCUAACCAUUUGGGCAAUGUUGCAGCAAGUGCCCUUGAUGUGAACUGCCUGUAAUUUGUUUUCUAAGAGGGAACUGAAAUAUCUUGCUUGACAAACAUUUUGGCUGCCAGAAUUAAAUCUGUCCUCUUACCUUGAAUUUUCUGACAACUGCCUCUGUGGUCGCUUGAGAGAGUAGAUUGUGUUGGGCUCUCUCAGCUUCAUAAGAUAUAAGACAGCUCCCUACAGUGACCAAAAAGGAAAAGACUUCAAUGUGAAUUGGGGCUGAUCACAAAGCUCCAUUGACUUAUUGCAUUUGCCCAUGAAUGAUACAUAUCAAAUGUCAGAAAAUGAUCUGCAAUCCUGAUAUUCUGAUAUUAAGACUGUUCUAUAACAGCUCAACCUUGUUAUAUUCUUACAUGAAAACUACUUUCUGCUUCGUUGCGACUGUUUUCUAUACACUUAAACCGCACUGCUGAGGAUUUGCAGUUAGCUGCACUUUCGAAUGAGUGACACACCUGGCCCAAGAUGUGUGUCCUGAAAAACAUGGAAUUCUGGAUGGAGAUUUUAUGCAUCUUCAGUAGAGUGGUGUGCUGCAUAUGAACAUGCCUCUUGUUUGCACCUAUAUAUAUAUAUAUAUAUAUAUAUAUAUAUAUAUAUAUAUAUAUAUACAUAUAUAUAUACACUUUUUUCCCUGCUUUAUAAUCCCAAGCCAGGCUACUUAAUACUGAAAUGCAAUGCAAACAUCUUCACAACUGACUCAAUGUUUUUGAGUCCUGCUAUGUGUUAUGUCUCCUUAUAUAUAGAACAAUACUAAUAACUUGAGUAUAUAUACACACGAAAGUAUACACUGGUGGCCAAAAUUAUGUACAGAUUUUGCUCUUAUGGAAAGAAAUUGGUACUUUUAUUCACCCAAGUGGCAUUUAACUGAUCACAAUGUAUAAUCAGGACAUUAAUAACAUGAAAAAAUACUAUUACAAUUUGAAAUAAAACUUAAAAUCUUCAAAGAGUAGUGCAUCCUCCACAUGCAGCAGUGACAGCUUUGCAGAUCCUUGGCUCUCUAGCUGUCAGUUUGUCCAGAUACUCUUCCUGUAGCACUUGCCAUAGAUGUGGUUGUCUUGUCGGGCACUUCUCACGCACCUUUUACAGUUUAGCUGAUCCCACAAAUGCUCUUUUCCAAUUAUCUGUUGUCCAAUGUCUGUGUUUCUUUGCCUACUGUAACCUUUUCUAUUUGUUUUUCUAACCUUGGCUCUUUCUUUGCAAUUCUUCCCAUAAGGCCUGCACCCCGGAGUCUUCUCUUUACUGUUCUACAUGUAACUAGUGUUGAGCAGGUAGAAUUCAAUGAAGCUGUCAGCUGAGGACAUGUGAGGCAUCUAUUUCUCAAACUAGAGACUCUGAUGUACUUAUCCUCUUUGUUAAAUUGUACAUCUGUCCUUCCACAUCUCUUUCUGUCCUUGUUAGAGCCAGUUGUCCUUUGUCUUUGAAGACUGUAGUGUACACCUUUGUAUGAAGUCUUGCAAUUUCAAGCAUUGUAUAGCAUUCAUUGUAUGACUGAUGAGUUUCUAGGGAAAGCAGUUUCUUUUUUGCCAUUUUUGACCUAAUAUUGACUUUAAGACAUGCCAGUCUAUUGCAUACUGUGGCAACUCAAAAACAAAGACAAUGUUAAGCUUCAUUUAAUGAAUCAAAUAGCUUUCAACUGUGUUUGAUAUAAUGGCAAGUGAUAUUCUAGUACCAAAUUAGCAAUUUAGCAUGAUUACUCAAGGAUAAGGUGUUGGAGUGAUGGCUGCUAGAAAUGGGGCCUGUCUAGAUUUGAUCAAAUUAACUUUUUCAAAUAGUGAUGGUGCUGUUUUUUACAUCAGAAAUGUCCUGACUACAAUUUGUGAUCAGUUGAAUGACACUUUGGUGAAUUAAAGUACAAAUUUCCUUCAGAAACAGCAAAAUCUGUACAUUAUUCCAAACGUUUGGCCACCAAUGUAUUUGUUAUGCUUUAAGGGAAAUUGUAAAUACAUGUAUGCACUUUUGUUGAAGUGGUUUUAUUGGAACUUUUUGGGCAUUAAUUUGUAAUUAACUUUAUUUUUAUAUCCGUAAAUAUGACACGCACUGCUGGAAAAGGGAGUAUUAUGGAAAAGUAAAAUACAUGAUGAAUUUGGAAUCAGAAAACAAGGUGCUGCAAGGAAUUUAUGUUGCAUAUGUGUUGUAUUCCAAAAAGACUCCUAACAGAAAUUAAAUAAUCUACAGAGGAUUCAUUUUUAGGAAAUCUUUGUUUUGUUUUAGAAACAUUACCAUUGGGCUCCAAGGUUACUCCACUAUAACUCCAUUUGCGUUCUCAUUAUCGUCAGUGGCAUUAAGAGAGGCUCUUACUCAUAGUACUGUAAGGUAUGAUUGCUCUUUUUCUAGAACAAUCUGUCCACUUAAAUAUUGCACACAGAUUUGAAUAUGAUCUAUUGAUCAUCCUGCAAUCAAAGAAUCAUUGCUUUAUAAUCAGUUUUGCUUUAUUGCCAUACCAAGGUAAAACUAGGUUAUCUAAGAUCCUAGGUGAGCACCCUUGGCCGUAGAUGCUUUAAGAGCACAGACUCCAUUUUCAAAAGAGCUGCUUCAGAACAGGGAUCAAUAAAAGGCAGACAAACUAUUAGCUGUACUACAGUCAACAAUUCUGCACUCAAUAUUGUGUGAUACUAACUACUCUGCAGCCUGUUAGAUAAAGUUUGUAUGUGUUCUAUUUCCAUUGGAGUCACUUGACAGGGCUAGAAUAAGGAAAUGUUCACCAUCAAGAUUUUUUCUUGUAAUGGUACACAGACUUGACAGAAUGUGCAGAUAAAAUCUGUAGAGAGUUGGGUAAUACCUGUUCUACUGUAAUAGCAAUAGUAUUGUUCUGUGCCUAGUGAAUGAUAUUUAAUCCUUGAAUAUUCUAUAUAUUUCCAGUGGUUGUCUGUUGAUUCUCUAUUGUAAAAAAAACAUUUGAGAUGUCUGUGCCAUUAAUAUGUGUUGUUAUGGGUUGCUGUACUGGAGGGUUGAGAUAAUAAGAAUAAGAUAGUAUUUCACACACUCAUCUUGAGCAGUCAUAUUUGAUUAACAAUAUUUCAUUAAUUUACAAAUUAAUUCUUUCACAUUAUUUUUGUUUGCAUGUCUUAAUGAACAAAAAGCCUUCAUCAUCUUCUCUCAGAUUAGAAAAAAGAUAAGCAGGUAAAGUGCAAAUGGAUUUAGAGAUUUUUGAUUCCGUUUAAAAUACAUUUUUGGCAAGGUUUUGGCUUGUGCUGCAGAUUGUGUAAACCAGAGAAAAAUAUUUUUUGUCAUUAGCUUCCCAGUUGUUUUGCAAAAUAAUUAUGUUUGUCUCAUAAACAAAUGCAAGUUAUGUGUGCUAAAACAUGUUCAAAUGAUUA
This is a messenger RNA of Xyrauchen texanus (razorback sucker), 6697 nucleotides long. Its product is annotated as ATP-binding cassette sub-family G member 4-like. Bases 419 to 2353 code for a protein of 644 amino acids. The transcript is spliced from 15 exons. Gene Ontology annotation, cellular component: plasma membrane. The record is from RefSeq and is a predicted model, not a curated record. Lineage: Eukaryota; Metazoa; Chordata; Actinopteri; Cypriniformes; Catostomidae. Gene Ontology annotation, molecular function: ABC-type transporter activity; ATP hydrolysis activity; ATP binding.